Molecule: messenger RNA, 921 nt
Organism: Beauveria bassiana ARSEF 2860
Lineage: Eukaryota; Fungi; Ascomycota; Sordariomycetes; Hypocreales; Cordycipitaceae
Product: haloacid dehalogenase-like hydrolase
Exons: 2
Coding region: 1-921 (306 amino acids)
Source: RefSeq, a predicted model, not a curated record
AUGUCCGGACCUGGUGAUGAGCCACUCGCAGACCUCAUCAUUGAGGCCAUUGACGGUGAGCUAUACGGGCCUCAGCAGCCCAAGGUCAUUCUGUUUGACAUUGGCGGUGUUUGUGUGGUUUCUCCUUUCCAAGCAAUCUUAGACCAUGAAUUGAGUCUCGGCAUUCCUCCGGGAUGGAUCAAUUAUUCGAUCUCCAAGUCAGCGCCCAACGGCUUCUGGCACCGUCUUGAGCGGGGCGAUAUUCUGAUGGAUGCGGCUUUUUUCGAGGGAUUCAGUCGCGAUUUGCACAAUCAGUCAUUGUGGGAAUAUUUCUACCAGCAAGAAAAGGCAAAGAACCCCAAACUCGAAGACGUCACUCCUCCGCUGCCUAAGCUUGACGCCGAGUGGCUCUUUAACGAAAUGAUGACUUCAUCAAUGAAACAAGAUCCAUGGAUGUUUCCCGCCUUGCAAGCACUCAAGGCGAAGAAUAAGUACAUUAUCGCCGCUCUCAGUAACACCGUCAUCUUCCCGCCCGGUCACAAGCUUCACCAAGCCGACUUCUUCUCCGGCCCACUGAGAGGACUAUUCGACGUCUUCAUCUCUUCCGCACAUGUUGGCCAUCGCAAGCCAGAACCCGCCAUUUACAAGCUUGCCACGAAAAAGCUCGAUGAAUUUGCCCGAGACAACGCCAAUUUGCCCAGGAAUCGCAACCUAGGAUGGGAAUCGGGCAUUCAGGCGGCCGAUAUUCUCUUUCUAGAUGACAUUGGAGAGAAUCUCAAGGCUGCCAAAAAGGCAGGUUUUCGAACUAUCAAAGUAAAUCUUGGCAGGGCCUAUGAAGCUGUGGAUGAAUUGGAAAAGAUAACCGGCAUGGAAUUGGAGGGAGACCACCCCAAGAUUCCGGUCAAGCCAAGGUUCACGCGCGCAAAAGCGUCAAAGAUAUAG